AUGGCGGGCAGCAACAUCGCGAGCGGCUUCGUGCGCAAGCUGUACUUGCUCCUGGACCACGAGAGCCCCGAGAUCAUUGCGUGGAACGAGGAUGGCACCAAGUUCUCGAUCCUCGACCGCGAGCGGCUCGAUGCGACCGUCCUGCCCAAGUACUUUCGCGGGAAGCUCGCGGCCUUCCACCAGCAGCUGCUCGAUCAUGGCUUCCACUGGGAAAGCGAGGCGAACGAUGUCGAGACGUAUACGCAUGCGAGCUUUGUGCGUGGUGUGCCAGGCUUGCUCGACAUGAUCGUGCGCACGCCGCAGCCCAAGUGCAAGACCUUCCCCAAGCUCAAGAGGGCCAAGAAGGAGCGCCGGAAGCAGCUCGAGCCGUACGCAAAAAAGGCGCCGCCGCCGCCAUCGAGCCUCCAGGUCGAGCCGGGCAGCCACGAAGAGCUCGUGUGGAAAGCGAUCAACCACUUUAUGUACUCGACGGACAAGAGCCCGCUCUUCGCGUCGGCCGCGAACGCGACGCUCCUCGAGACGCCAGGCUUUACGCCGUCGAUGGUGCAGCUCGUGCCCGAUCCGAUUCCGCCCGUCGUCAAGGGCGUCAACCCUCUCUUCCAGACAACGACCACGACGCCCAACCCGCUCUUCCAGACAACGCCCAAGAACCCUCUUUUCGACACGGCGCCAGCAAAAAACCCUCUUUUUGAAAAGUCGCCGAGUGGAAACCCGCUUUUUGACAAGACGCCGAGCACAAACCCCCUUUUUCAAACCUCGUCGCCGUCCAAGAACCCCCUUUUUCAAAAGUCGUCGUCGACCUCGAGCAAUCCACUCUUCCAAAAGUCAACAAGCACCGCCAGCAGCAGCAGUAGCAGCGGCAGCAGCCGACCGGCCGCGACGAACCCGCUCUUCGCCGCCAGCCCGCUCUUCGGCGCGCCCAAGCCAGCGGCCGCUGCGCCUGCAUCGUUGUUUGCGACGCCGGCGCUCUUCCAGACGACGGCGACCGCCGGGCCAGGUAACGAGUGGCAGCACCUGGUGUCGUCUUCCGUCGACCGCUUCAUGCAGAGCACGGACAAGUUCUCGUCGGCCGAAGAUACCUUCAAGUUUAUCAUGGAAGAGCGGUCGCGCAUUGCGACCGAGAAGGAGAAGCUCGAGGCGGCACCGGACGAGCUCUUUCCGAACCUUGGGAAUGCGCCGGACGCGCUCUUGACAUUUCUCAUGGGCUCGUCCGUCGACUUGCUCCAGCGCAGCGUCGACACGUUUGAGCAUCACCUGACGCAGCUCGACAUGAGCGACUCGCACGACGACGACGAUGACGACGACUUUGAUCUUGUGGACGACGAGACGUCGUAGCGUCCCAAGUCCAGUUAUAA
Molecule: messenger RNA, 1355 nt
Organism: Saprolegnia parasitica CBS 223.65
Lineage: Eukaryota; Oomycota; Saprolegniomycetes; Saprolegniales; Saprolegniaceae
Exons: 1
Coding region: 1-1335 (444 amino acids)
Biological process (GO): regulation of DNA-templated transcription
Molecular function (GO): sequence-specific DNA binding; DNA-binding transcription factor activity
Source: RefSeq, a predicted model, not a curated record